GGUCAACAACACCCAUGCACCCACUCUGCUGCAACCCUGUUUCAAUUUUUUUUUUAAACAACAAAACUACAACUCCCAGGAUGCCUCUUUUCCGCCUUAGCUCCCAGCUGCCCCCUUCCAGGUUUGGAACAGCGUUUCUCCGGCUGACCUGUGCUGUAAAGCCAUGUCCCAGACGCAGCUUUCUCCCAACAAAGCUGUUAUAGUCCCUGGGAAUGGGGCAGGCAAUGUGGAGAUAUCUAACUGGUAUGGAUGGGUACAGAAACAGCUAGAGAAGAUGCCUGGUUUCCAGUGUUUACUUCGAAAUAUGCCCGAUCCAAUUACUGCUCGAGAGAGCAUUUGGCUGCCAUUCAUGGAAUCGGAGCUCCAUUGUGACAAGCAGACUAUCAUUAUUGGACAUAGUUCUGGUGCAGCUGCUGCUAUGAGGUACUCAGAAACUCACCAGGUGUAUGCCAUUAUUUUAGUGUCGGCUUAUACUUCUGACUUGGGGGACAACAAUGAGAGAGCAAGUGGAUACUUUAACCGACCCUGGCAGUGGGAGAAGAUUAAGUCUAACUGCCGUCGUAUUGUGCAGUUUGGUUCCACAGACGAUCCUUUCCUUCCCUGGAGUGAGCAGCAGGAAGUGGCUGAUGGGCUUGCUGCAGAGCUACACAAAUACACAGACAGGGGUCAUUUUCAGAACACUCAAUUCCAAGAGCUAGUCAGUGUGGUCAAGGGAAUUUUGGAUGGGUCUGCCUGAAACAGGGUCCCCUUAUUCCAUAUCACCUUGCUUUCAGGGAUGGAGACUGUACAUAUUUUUGUAGCAGACAUGACCAAGAGCAAAGAUUUGCAGCCCUCUGGGAGACAAAUGUAACUGAAGGACCAUGCGUGGUAUAGCAAAGCUAUAACCUCUCUGCCAGCACUCCUGGCUGCCAUGCUAUCUGGUAACUGAGAAAAGCUGUUCAUUUAAGAAUGGAAAGUUCAAAGAAAUGUAAUGCAAAUAAAAUAAGAGUACAGCUAACCCUAUGAUCAGACCAGACCUUGGUCCAUACCUUGGCCUUGCUUCAAGGGAAUCUUUCUUUUAAUGCCAGUGGGUUUUGGGUCAGGAACUAAUAUACCAUAUCACGUCUUGUGGUCCCCAGUUCAGUUUUGCCAGGUGGCUCAUGGAGUAUGUACCUUCUUUUGUAGAGUCUGUUUGUUUUUACAUUGAUUCGAUUGCACAUUUCAACUCCCAUGAUGAUUGUUUACCAUCUGUAAAAAAAAUCAAAGCUUUUAAAUCUCAAGAUCCUGUGACUUUUGUUACACAAAGUACGGGUAAUUCAUUAUAAGAGAUGGUAUGUGUGUCUAUUCCAGCACCCAUGGUUCAAAACAUGAACCUAGUUUGAGAACACAAGACAAGACCAUUAGGACUUGUAUUCUGACAGACCAAAGAGCCUCACCCAGUAACACCAUAUAACAUUGUGCUUUAGAAGGAUAAUAUUCUGUAUUAUUCCUGUCAGCAUAACUCCUUAGUUUUAUUAUUUCAAAUAAGUAGUAACUAGUUGGUCUGAAAGUUAGCAAUGAAAUUAAGCAGAUGUAAUGCCAAUGGAGUUACAUCAAGUUGCAAAAUCUUAUCACUUCAUACCAGACACUGCUAAUAUUCAUAAUUAAAGCAGUCACUUAGACUUGUGAGCCAAUCAAGUAAAAAGGGCAUCAGACAAAAAUCUCAGUACUGCUUUGUACUUAAAUAGCUUCCUUUUUAAUAUGUUAUGCAAAGCUGUUAUAAUAUCAUCAUAAAAUAUCAUAGUCUAUAUAUUUCUUUUGCUUUGAAGAAGUAAAUUUCUCACUCAGCAUUUUGGAAAGAUCAGAAAAGAGUUUUAAUGAUGUUCUAAUUUUCAAGUCACAUCUAAUACACUGUAACUAAAUGUCUUAGAUGCACUUUUGCUUAACAGAUAUAUUUGUAUUAGGUUUCUUAGGUAAGCUGUAAACACAAAAGCCACUUUGUCAAAGAAGACCAUAAAACGCAAGGAGAAAGAAAACAGGACAGUUGCAAGCAACAUUCCAAGAUGGUGAAAGGAGAUAAGAACUCUUCCUUUCCAAAAAUGGUAACGUUCACAAAAAUAUAAAGCCCAUUUACUCUACCAUCUCCAAGGUUCUAGAAAAAAUUGAUUCAGUCCAGUUCCCAAAGUCUCAGGUGAAAAAAAUGUUUGUUUGAGUGAGCCGUGUAUAAAAAGGUGGGGUAUAAAUUAGAAGAAAAAUUGGACAAAAUAGUAAAUCACAAGAAGUCACUGCUUAUCUGUGUCCCAUCCUCCUCCUUGCCUCUUCUGAGUCUCUCCAGGUGGUUUUGGUAAGAAUCUACAUUGCACUGGGUCAGGUAGACAGACAUACUGGGAUAAGGGUAUACUUGUGAUUUCAAUUGUAAACAGUAAAAGGUUAAUCCAUA
Messenger RNA from Alligator mississippiensis (American alligator), 2398 nucleotides. RefSeq names its product RB binding protein 9, serine hydrolase (gene RBBP9). Gene Ontology annotation, molecular function: hydrolase activity. The coding region runs from base 164 to 736 and encodes 190 amino acids. The transcript is spliced from 5 exons. The record is from RefSeq and is a predicted model, not a curated record. NCBI's taxonomy places the organism in Eukaryota, Metazoa, Chordata, Crocodylia, Alligatoridae.